Molecule: messenger RNA, 312 nt
Organism: Adineta ricciae
Lineage: Eukaryota; Metazoa; Rotifera; Eurotatoria; Adinetida; Adinetidae
Source: the annotation of a GenBank genome assembly
AUGAAAUUUCAGUUACGUUUUUCUUCUCCUCUACCAUUUGUUAUUUCAGUCGGCAAUACUCUGGCAAUUCGAUGUUAUACUGGUACGGAUAGACAAUGCAUUUUAUCUCCGAAUACAAACGACUGUGGAGAGAAUGAGACGUGUGUAUGUGCGAAAUAUCGUUUUCAAUGUGCAGCAAACGAUCAAGCUUGCACUCAACAUGAACAAACAGUACAUAUGAAAAAAUGGGGCUAUGUAAUUAUAGAAUGGAUGCAAUCGCCCAGCGACCGGCCGAUGUUCAUGGUCGCAACAGCGUCGACGAGAGCUUCGUAA